Molecule: messenger RNA, 180 nt
Organism: Bipolaris zeicola 26-R-13
Lineage: Eukaryota; Fungi; Ascomycota; Dothideomycetes; Pleosporales; Pleosporaceae
Exons: 1
Source: RefSeq, a predicted model, not a curated record
CCGCUACCGCGAUUCACACAGCUUAUCGAUAUAGAUGAGGUACCUCGUUCCACCCGAGAUGCCUUGUGCCGGAUAUAUACACAACUGGACCAUGAGACGUACGCCCGGCUUCGCGAUAUGUUCCUGACCUUAUUGACGAGAAUGGUUCAGUACCUCAGGCAUGUAAAGUAUGUGAUCUAA